Molecule: messenger RNA, 1485 nt
Organism: Lodderomyces pseudojiufengensis
Lineage: Eukaryota; Fungi; Ascomycota; Pichiomycetes; Serinales; Debaryomycetaceae
Gene: RAM1
Product: protein farnesyltransferase
Exons: 1
Coding region: 1-1485 (494 amino acids)
Biological process (GO): protein farnesylation
Cellular component (GO): protein farnesyltransferase complex
Molecular function (GO): protein farnesyltransferase activity
Source: RefSeq, a predicted model, not a curated record
AUGACAUCAAAACAACAAAAUCAAAUAAAUUAUUUAAUAAAUCUACUAGGUCGUAAAAGAUCAAUAAUAGAACAAGAAAUAAACCACUCAAACUCAGAUCAAGAAAUUCAAUCAGAAUUAGAAUCAGAAGAAGAAGAAAUAUAUACAAAUCUACCACGAAAAGAAAUGUUAGAACAAUUAUCAUCACUCCCUAAUUGGCAAAUGAAAAAAUCAAAUUUGACACCGUCUCAAUAUAUAUCAAAAACAACUCAGGAACAAGAAAUUGUAACAAAUGAAAUAAUUGAAAAUUAUUUAAAUUUUCCACAUUGUAAAUUUAAACAAGAUCAACAUUUAUCAUAUAUUUUAAAAAGUCUUUUUGCAAAAUUACCAAGUUAUUAUAAAUCAUUAGAUGCUAAUCAUUCAUGGAUGAUUUAUUGGUUAGCGAAUUCUUUUUAUGUUAUAAAAAAGAAUGGAAAUGAAAUUGAAAAGGAGAAUGCGGAUGAAAAUGACGAAAAGAAUCAAAAUGAACUAGACGAUGAAACAAUAAAUUUAAUUAAUCAAAAAAUUGAAAGUUGUAUAAUUGAAAAUGGAAAAGGUGGUAUAUCAGGUGGUAAAAACCAAUUAGGUCACGUAGCAUCAACUUAUGCUGGUAUUUUAGCAUUAAUUCUUACAAAAAAUUAUAAAAUUUUAAGUGCAAUUAAAAAAAAUAUAUAUAAUUGGUUAUUAAGUUUAAAAAUUAAAAUUAAUGAACUGGAGUCAUCAUUUUUAAUGCAUAAAAAUGGAGAAUAUGAUACAAGAUCAACUUAUUGUGUAUUGGUGGUUGCAACAAUUUUAAAUAUAAAAACCACAGAGCUAACUAAUGGUGUUGAAAAUUGGUUAUUGAAUUGUCAAAGUUAUGAAGGUGGAUUUUCUGGUAUACCAAAUACUGAAGCUCAUGGUGGAUAUAAUUUUUGUGCUAUAUCUUCAUUAUUCUUGUUGAAUUCAAACCCCGAGGUACUUAAAUCAAAGAUCAAAAAUUUCCCACGUUUCAUUAAAUGGAAUAUUGAUAGAUAUACAGAAGAAGGAGGAUUUAAUGGUAGAUCAAAUAAAUUAGUAGAUUCAUGUUAUUCAUUUUGGAUUGGUUCUUCAAUAUCUUUAACUUCAGUCCUUAUUGGUUUUGACCUCGCAAACAAGGAAAGUUUAAAAAAUUAUAUUUUAAGAAUUUCUCAAAAUAAUAAUGGUGGAUUUAAAGAUAAACCAAAUAAAUCUAUUGAUUUUUAUCAUACUAAUUAUACUUUAAUGGGUUUAAGUUUAUGUGAAUAUAAUUAUAAAAUUGAUGAUAAAAAUGAGAUUAAUGAAGGUAAUGAAGUUAAUGAAAUUAAUGAUAAUGAUGAUUGUUUAGCAUUAAGGUUGAUUCAAGCAGAGAGUGAAGAUGAAAAUUCAGAUGUAAAAUUUACAAAUUUUAUAAAUCCUGUUUUUGGUAUACCUUCAGAAUUUUUAAAUCAAGUAAGAUUAGCAAAUAUUUAA